UGCCGUGUCGAUUUGCCGCAGUACGAAUAAUAACAGUACGUUGCAUUGUAUGCCGAUAUUUCAGCACAAAAUCCGUGUUUGUUUAAUAAAAACUACGAUUAUACUGUUGGAUAGUAACAAGACGCUGUAAUAACCCUCCUUCUUCUUUGUUUUCCUUUUGUUUCCACGUUUUCGUUCCUUUAUUUUGACCGGGAAAACGCCGGGUGGGAAUUCGGUGUUACACGCAUAACGUUCGGUGUUAUUUCAUUGCUUUGUGAAGAUUGAGAACUAUUUGGGAUUGGGACGUUGUGUUUUGCUGUUUUGGCGUAUAAGUUUGGUUUACUUUAUUUUUUAUAAGGACGCCGAAUAGAGGUGUGGUGUCAACACGUGGGUUAUCGAUCGGUUGGCGUGCUGACUCAGGUACCUUCAUACAUUCCAGCUUGUUAUUUUGGUAAUUUAUCAACCAAGCUGAAAAUAAUUAAGGUACUAAGAAUAAUCUCUGAAAGGCGGAUAACUACUCGUAUAAAUAAACUGUUGGGAUUGGGAUUGAUUGGGAGACGUUGACUUGUGUAAAACAAAAGAUUUACAUUGUCUAAAGGUGAACGAACGUGCUCCAUUCAGCGUUCCACAGUUUCUGAGAAAGAAACCACGCUGGCUACCGACAAUGAAUUAGAUAUCGAACAAACGAUAUCGAAACGUAAGUUUCUCGAGCAUUUGCAAAGAAGUGAAACAGUCUGGUGUCCCGGACAAUUGAGGGAUGCCGGUUUCCUGAAGAUGGCCUCACGCACCCCGUCCCUUGAGUCGCUGCCCGGUGCCAACUCUAUAGGUUCGCUAGAGCGUGGCUCUUUAUCGCCCCUGACCCUCAGUGGCUCUUCGCCCCCUGCAAGUGAUUCCGCCGUAUGUGACCUUCGCGAGUACGACGGACUCGAUACAACCUGCGCAAUCUGCCGAGAAACAUUCGUCGACCCAAAAGUAUUAAACUGCUUUCACACCUUCUGUCGAGCUUGUCUGGAGAGGGAACAAACGCACCCAGACAAAGUUACCUGUGUUACUUGCCGGGUAGACAGCUCGCUCCCUCCUGGUGGUGUACCCGGUCUCCUCACCAACUUGGUGAUAGCAGCAGCCGUUGAACAGGACGCUGAUCUUCUGCCAUCUACUCGUCAGACCAACUCGCCUUCGGCUCGUUGCACGGGCUGUAAAUCAAAGGAAUCAGACGCCGUAGCGCGUUGCGUUGAUUGCGCUAAUUUCCUUUGCCCAAACUGCGUCAUGGCGCACCAAUUUAUGCACUGCUUCGAAGGCCAUCGUGUUCUGGCAUUUACUGAUCUGAAAGACGAUAAGGGUAUGCUUGGAUCUCUAUCAUCGAGUGGAGAAAAGACAGCCUUCUGCCCAAGGCACAAAAAUGACAUACUCAAAUUUUACUGCCGCACCUGCAGUGUGCCAAUAUGCAAAGAAUGCACGAUUAUAGAACAUCCUGCUGCUUUACAUGAUUACGAGCAUUUAGCAGAUGCUGGGCCUAAACAGUUAGAGCUUAUGCAACAAUCAGUAAAUGAAGCUAAAACUCGCGCCACUGAAAUAAGGCACGUAGUCAAGACUGUUGAACACGCUGCAGGCAAAUUACAAGUCCAAUAUCAUAAAGCUCAAAAUGAAAUUAAUGACACGUUUCAAUUUUACCGAUCCAUGCUUGAAGAACGCAAGCAAGAACUGUUAAAGGAACUAGAAAGUGUAUUUUCUACGAAGCAAAUUGCUCUUACUGUUGUCGGGCAAAAGGCUCAAGAAACAGUUGAUAAGAUCUACCAAACCUGUGAUUUUGUGGAACGACUGACUAAAUGCGCUAAUAUUGCAGACGUAUUAAUGUUCAGAAAGCUUUUAGACACAAAACUACAGACACUGAUGAGUUCUAAUCCUGAACAAAGUGUGCAAACUGCUUGCGAGCUGGAAUUUGUCUCUAACUAUCAAGCGAUACAAGUCGGAGUUAGAAACACGUUUGGUUACGUGCGCACUAGUACAGAAGCAAAUAUAGGACCUACUAAACAACCGCCAAUUGCGCGUCCUACAAACGGCUCCUUAAUUAAUGGUGGAUCCUCAUCUAGUAGCAGCAGCGUCAAUGGAAGUUCGGGCAGCCUCAAUGGCGGCAUCCACCUGCCAGCUGGGCUCAAUGGCGUACUAGAUCGCCCAUACACUAAUGGUUUACUAGGCCCCACCAGCCAAUCUACUUCACCAUUCGAAUCAAAUAUUAUCACGAAAAGAUUUAACAGCGCCACCAGUCUAGGGCCAUUUUCUACGACAAUUGGAGACAUCAACCUAAAUGGAAUCAAUCCAUACGAAAAGUGGUCAAACGGUGGCUGCGACUCCCUAUUCCCACCUACUGCUGCGGAUCCUUAUUCUCUUACAUCUGCUGGACAUAAUGAUCCCAUCUUAGACCUUACGAAUAAACUAAUCUCUACCACCAUUUUCCCCCCUAAAUCUCAAAUAAAACGACAAAAAAUGAUUUAUCACUGCAAGUUUGGUGAAUUUGGGGUAAUGGAGGGGCAGUUUACUGAACCGAGUGGAGUCGCAGUAAAUGCCCAAAACGAUAUAAUCGUUGCCGAUACCAACAACCAUCGUAUACAAAUAUUUGACAAAGAAGGUCGUUUCAAAUUUCAAUUUGGCGAAUGUGGCAAACGGGAUGGUCAGCUCUUGUACCCGAACAGAGUGGCUGUAGUCCGUACAUCUGGAGAUAUAAUUGUCACUGAGAGAUCUCCAACACACCAAAUUCAAAUAUAUAACCAGUAUGGUCAAUUUGUUCGCAAAUUCGGCGCUAACAUCCUACAGCACCCUCGCGGCGUCACGGUAGACAACAAAGGACGCAUUGUCGUCGUAGAAUGCAAAGUGAUGCGCGUUAUUAUUUUUGAUCAAGUCGGCAACGUGUUACAGAAAUUCGGAUGUUCUAAACACCUAGAGUUCCCCAACGGCGUGGUCGUAAAUGACAAACAGGAAAUAUUUAUAAGCGACAACCGUGCGCACUGUGUAAAAGUGUUUAAUUAUGAAGGCAUUUAUUUGCGCCAGAUUGGCGGAGAGGGAGUGACAAAUUACCCGAUUGGCGUGGGCAUCAACGCUGCUGGUGAAAUUCUUAUUGCCGAUAAUCACAACAACUUCAAUUUAACAAUAUUUACACAAGACGGGCAGUUAGUGUCAGCAUUGGAGAGUAAGGUAAAACAUGCGCAGUGCUUCGACGUCGCUCUGAUGGACGACGGCUCGGUCGUGCUCGCCAGCAAAGACUAUAGGUUGUACAUCUAUCGCUACGUGCAAGUCCCGCCUAUAGGUAUGUGAGCCUCACGCUCUGAUCACAGGAGAUCGGAAUGACCGAACCAUAAGCCAAAAAUCGACACUUACAAACGCAAGUAAUUAAGGUGAUGAAAUCAACGGAUCUGGCCAUAUGUGUCAAUUUUUGAUUAGUUCAAGUGAUGAUACAAAGUGUAAACGAAUGGAACUUGCAAUAUGUAUUAGUGCAAGUGUAAGAUUACGGCUGUCUCGAUGUGAUCAUAUGACUAACGAUGAGAAUUUUACGUUUUCCUCGAUCAAUGAGAUCUCUGUAUUUCUAAUGAAAACUGUAAUGAGAUUAGUUGAUAGUAUUGACAUUGUUAUUCGAGUACCUAUUGAAGGAUAGAGAUUAUUCCGUUGGAUUGAUCCAAACAUUGCGAACGGUGUUCUCGACCCUAUCAUUUUUAAUCUAUUGAAUAAUAUUUUUUCAUAUCCCACAUCGUUAAAUUAGGGAUGAAUAUUAAGGGCAUUUGUAUUAUUUAGCCCAUUUGUUGGACCAAUAUUUUAACUAUUACUUAACAAAUUGUUAGGCGUUAAGCGUGUGAUUUUAUCGUAAUAAGAGAGCAUCGAGCGGAUUGUUGUUAGUUUUAAGGGAAUUCUUCGGCACAAUGGCACUUCCUGUUUUUAAUUAGCACUUAUUCUGUGUCGAUUGAAAUAUGAUUAUGAAACUAAGUAAGAUGUUGUUACAUUAUUAUUAGGUAAGUGUUAAAUUGAUUGAGCUGAUAUGGACAAUCUUUAGUUACUACCCCUCAUAAUGUAGUUACAAAAUUUUAGGGAUAUGUGAUGUUAGGGGUUUUAUCAAUGACGAAGUUGACUGCGGCGUUCCUUGCGUACUGCAAUAGGUCCUUAGAAAUCUCACUAAAGAACUAUUGAUGGCGAAAUAUUAGAACAGUUAGCAUCACAAAGAGUGAUCGAGUCUAAAUGUUUUAUAUACUUCAAUUAUUUCUGAAGUCUUAGUACCCUAGUAUUUUAUUAAAAACAGGCGAAGAAUUGAGUACUAUAAAGCAUUUUAGAUUUACGUUAUUUCUAAAUAAACAAGUUGAAGUUUUUUUUACAUUGUCGGACAAUAUUUUUUAUCUGCACUGACUGACCGAUGUCAUUACCGCCUAGUCACUGAGAGCCCACGGAUCUUAGUUUCUACAUUGUUUUAACGAUUAGUAACAUUUGGUUGAUAAUAAUGUUGUUCGUUUUUUAUACAUGCUAGUAUUUGAUUUUUUUUUUAUUGGACAGUAGUAACUCAUAGCGUACUUUAGAAAAUCGUCGUCUCGCUAGAUUUUUUAUUAACUGAUGAUUUUUUCGGACAUUAGGUAUUACAUAUAUUAAAGCUCGUGUGUUAAAAGUAAUUAUACACUUUGUUAUUCUGGUAAGAUAUUUUUUAUAUGGAAACAAUUUUAUUUUUGUAGUAAGUAGACUUACGGUGCAUGUGUACAUUUUAGGUUUUUCGUAUUUUAUGAAUAUUGUGCUACAAUUUUUUUCUUUAUUGCCGUGUGUGUGUGUUAGCAGAAUUAUUUUAGUUUGAUUUCAUUAGUUUUGGUUUUUUAUUUAGUGAAUAAUGGUUUUUAGUAUUUUUUGCUGAAUCUAUGACAAUAAAGAGAUCUGAAACGGAAUACCAUCUCGAUCGUGGGCCUUUGUUCUUUUGAUCUGCAUUUUUGUUAGGAAAUGAGUCCUUGCGAUUUGAUUCGAUGAUAUUCCUUAUAAUCGUUAUUGAAGACACGUCGACCGCCACUGAAGCACCCAUGCUUUGCUACACCUGCGUCACAUGUGCCAUAACAUCAUGUUGUGAUUUAAUAAGUGAUAUUUAGUUGUUUGUAAAUAUGUACCAUAUUUUCAUAUGAUAAAUCUAAUCGAGGUCUGAAAUCUAACGGCAUUAUAGUGCAAGUCCGACCUCAUUAUUGCAACGACUCUAAAGAGGACCAAUAAAUUUUAUACCCAAUCAUUUUUAUAAACCUAACGAAUUUACUUGCUCUGAUCGGUGAAUCGAAUAAAUGAUAAAUUUAAGCACUAAUCAUGUCGAUGGACGGCCCAUUUCUUGUUUAUUUCCCGUUACUUCUAUGACAUUGCAAAGAAUCGUGCUUCCAGAAAGGGAAGGUCUUGACGUGUCUUCGAUUUUAUUAGUUAUUUGCCCUUAAUAAGUAUCCACUAGAUUAGGUGAAUUGCAAUAAGAAUCUAAUCUUAGUGUCAAAAUUUCAGUGAUUUGUCACCAAUGAUUUUAUUAUAGACUGCCCUGUUCCUAAUUAAUUAUACCUGAGAUCAGGUCGUAUUGUACUGCGCUUAAUCUACUGGUGUUGAACUUACUUAAUCGUAGUAUGUUAUUUCAAUCAUGGCGUCGAUGGAUCUGCUUCACCUCAGUUUUUUAUCACAAAUUAUUUCGACUGCAUGUUUUUAUUUCAUUUAUCUAUAGAAAGAAUGAUUUACUUAAUAAUAUGAAUUUAUACCUAUGUACCUCUAUGUUAUUUUUAUUUGUUUUAAUAAACUGAGGUUAUGUUAGAACUAUUGUGUAAUAUUUAGGUUUAAAUUAUACAUGAUUUUAUUCGUGAAAUUAAGCGCUUGCAUCCAACUUGAUGAAGUUGAUACUUUGCGAAUAAAAUUAGUUUGGUAACAAUAUACGCUUCCACUUAAUUCAGAUCGACGUAUUAUAUUUAAUUAAGUAGUAAUAGUGUUAGUUCUUCAUUAAGUAUUAAAGUAGACAACUACGCCAUCCACUAAAGCUCACACAUUUAAAGGAUUUUUUAAAACACCGCCUUAUUUUCUUUUGUCAAAUAUAUGUCAGCGUGAGGUCAGCACUUUUCACUUCUUCUUUCCUUUGAGCUUCUUAUCCAUUCUUACAUUUGCUAACCAUCUGUAAUUUUUAUCUGUUGACCGUUGAUAAAUUUAUGUCAAACUGAAAUUUGGUUACUUUUAUUUAUAGCGAAAAUGAUUUUUAUUUAAGUUCCAAUUUUAAUGAUUACUUUAAUCUUAUUUUUCGUUCACAUAUUUUUAAUGUAUUUGCAUAAUAUGUACCUUAUUAGCAAAAUGAUUUCAUUGCUGGAAACAUUUCAUUCUUUAAAUUGCAUUUCUGAAGGUUCGACUGAUUAAAAUUGAAAAUGUUUUGUCUUUAAAUAUAUUUUGUCGAUGUUUGUUGUUAUAAUUAUUAUAUUUUUUUAAUUAUUUGUAUAAACAAUUGUUCUUUAAAUU
Molecule: messenger RNA, 6453 nt
Organism: Amyelois transitella
Lineage: Eukaryota; Metazoa; Arthropoda; Insecta; Lepidoptera; Pyralidae
Gene: brat
Product: brain tumor protein
Exons: 8
Coding region: 754-3288 (844 amino acids)
Biological process (GO): negative regulation of translation
Molecular function (GO): translation repressor activity; zinc ion binding; protein binding
Source: RefSeq, a predicted model, not a curated record